Molecule: messenger RNA, 3204 nt
Organism: Physcomitrium patens
Lineage: Eukaryota; Viridiplantae; Streptophyta; Bryopsida; Funariales; Funariaceae
Source: RefSeq, a predicted model, not a curated record
GCCAGAUAGAGACAGAGACACAGGAACAAGGACCUUGCUAAAGGAAAAAAAGGGGGAAGAUUCAGCUGGAAGCCAACUCCGCUCCAACACCUUCAUUCCAUGCAUCUCCACCUCCACUUUUCCCUUAACUUGUUAGCUUUCUUCUCUCUCCCUCUCUCUCGCACAGUGUCCAUCGCCUCAUCUCUGAAAUUGCUCCGUAUCCUGCUACUGUUGGGGUUGUGGAGAUUUCUGGGUUCCGGAGUUGGGUAUUCCGAUUUUGAGUUCCAGGUCUGUCGAGGUUUGCCCGAAUCUAGAAAAUAAGUCGAGGUCCGCUGCUUGCGGAGUGUUUCGGAGUUGGCGUGAUGCAAUGCAGCGAUUUGCAGUUUAGUGGGAGCUGAGGUGAUCUGCAGAGGUGGGCUGCUCAUUCGUAGUUGCGAUCGGGAGGUGGGUGGGCGGGCGGGCUCAGACUGCGGUUGAUCUGUGCCUCUGCAAUGAGAAGUGAGUUUGUGAGAGGUGACGUGAGUGUGGCUGGUAAAUUUUGUCGCUGAUGGUGGAAUUCAAGUGGCAGCGUUUGCCCAGGCACCGAAAUCUCAAGGGCAGAGCAGGGCACACCGCCACUCUCGUCGGGAAGAGGAUCUUUGUGCUGGGUGGUCGAUUUGGGAAUGUAUUUUUCAAUGACGCGUGGGUGCUCGACACUGAGACGGAGAAAUGGGAGCAGCUGCAGGAACGUUGUGCUUUCAGCCCGCGAGCUUAUCAUACCGCGACUUUCGUCGGCAACGAGGAGAUUUGGGUCAUCGGCGGGAGUGACAAAGACGUCAUGUAUGGCGACGUGCAUGUGCUCAACACGAAUACGCUUGAGUGGACGAGCCCGUCCACAAAAGGACCCGCGGCUGGCAAAUUGCUCGGCACUCACGCGGCUGUUGUGCAUCCUUUGCAACCGAACACAAUCAUGGUGUAUGGUGGCUAUGGCGGCGAGGAGUCUAAGUGGCUCAACGACCUCGUUGUGCUGCACACUGACACGUUGGAAUGGAAAGUUUUGAAUCCAGGGGGUCCUUCUCCUGCUGCUCGAGGCUACCAUACCAUGACCUGCGUAGGGGCAAACGUGAUUCUUUACGGAGGUAAAGGCGAGCAUGGCAUCAUCGGAUCUGCUCACAAUCUUAGUGUCUACAAUAGUGCUACCAACACUUGGGUAGGUCCUCGAGUUAAAGGAACUCCUCCUGUGCAGCGCUCCAACCACGCCGCUGCUCUGGUCGGGGAGAGUUUAAUCGUGUUUCAUGGUGGUCGGAAUGGAACUGAACGACUGGGGGACAUGUGUGCACUUAAGGUAACUUCGGGCCACGGCAGUCAAAUCCGGUUGACAUGGCACUUUUUUACUCAAGAACCGGUUGUGAUGACUCGAGGCCGUAAACGUUCUGAAGAUGGAGCAGCGGAAGCGCAGUCGAGGAGACCUGGUGGUCGAGCAGCUCACAGCCUGAUUGCUGAAGGCAACGCCACUCUCUACCUUUUCGGUGGGUAUGGUGGCUCCGGCGUGACAUUUGAUGAUGCAUAUGUGCUCCGCAACUUCGCUGAAGCCACCGAGUUCCAGGAGUCCCUGGUGCGGGAACCGUUGAGAAGAAACGAUCGGAGAUUUUCUUUUCCAAUGGAGGAGCCAAGAACGGGACCCAUCGAAGGGUGGCGCAGUGCUAAGAAACCCCGGCGACCAGCUGCAGGAACCCUAGAUUACAAUGUCGAUUCGACCGGUAAGGAGGAGCGCAAUGCUGACCCUGGUGUCGAAGCUCCACCAGUUCGGACAAUCGUGGAGUUGACAGAGACUCCCCCUCUAGAGAAAGAUUUGCGGACAGUCAAGGAACAGGUGAACGAGCUUGUGACCAAAGCCAGAUCAGAUCAGGACUUUCUGAAAGUCAAGGAGCAGGUAAGUCAACUGGUGUCGAAAUCCAGGUUAGAUGGCGCAGAACUGUUGAAUGAGCUGGAUUUGCAUCGGCGAGAGGUUGCAACCUUGCAACAGACAGUGGCUGCAUUGAGCGGUGAAAUUCGAGCCAAGAGUGUCGGAGAGACGGACACACGAGAACGGAAUGCGGUGCUCGAGCAUAACCUUGACGUGCACCGCCAGCAAGUGUCGGUGUUGAAUGAGAAACUAGAACGGUUGACUGCGGAGAACGCAAGCCUGAGGUCAGAGUCCAAGGUAGUGGAGACCGAGAAGAUUGACAGGGCGAGAGAGAGAUCUGAACUGAUGCUGAAAAUCUCAUCUCUGGAGGCGAGGUUGGCAGAUCGAGACAGAGAGCAUAGCAAGACGCUGCAGCUGCUUGGACAUGCCGAGUCAAAGAAUGCUGAGCUCGGUCGUUUGCUCGAUGAAACGAGGAAGGAGAAGAAAGCUGCGACUCUUGAAUGCAGCGAGCUCAAAAUGAAAGCGCAUAAGAUAGAAGUGGAGCUUCGAAACUUAGAACGAACGCGAGAGAAUUUCGACAAAGACAAAGGCGGGUUGCAGAAUCUACUGGCGGAUUCCCAAAUCAAGCUGGAAAGGGUUUCAGGAGAGCUGGUGGCAAUGAAGGAAUCUGCGCGAACUCUUCAUGAGACAGUGGAGCGGCUUGCGAAGCAGCUUGAGAGGGAGAACACUAGGGCGGAUGCCCUAGAACGGGACCGAGAUGAGUUACGACGAGCCAACACUGCCCUUUCCUCAGAGCUUCCCCAGAUCAACUCUGCCCGCGAGAGCGCUGAGGCAGCUGCCGAGCUUGUGCGGUCCGAGCUCCGAACAGCUCGUGUCUUGCUUGAAAGAAGCGAAACGGAGAGCCUAAGGCUGCAAGAAGCAGCUGAAAAUGCACGGCAAGAAAUGGCCUCUCAACAUGCGACGAUGAAGAAGUACGAGGAAGACGCCAGGACUUUCAGGGACGAAUGUGAGCGAUGGAGAAAGCUGGUGAGCGAGAUGGUGGAUUUCGAACAAGCCCAAGCGCGAACUUUGCAAACCCAUGUGGAGAGGAUUCGGAGCGUUCGCUAGUUUUAAACUCCAACCAGUUCAUUCUUUGUAGUUUAGUUGAUUCUCGUCCACUAGGAGGAUUUUAUGAUGAUCGUCAAUGUCGCACACUCUGUAUAGUAAACCCAUGUGCGGUCAUUGAGCGCCUCAUCUUUUCUUGUACCAACAACUUUACUACGUUGUUUUAUGAAGACCCUGAUUGUUGAUGGCCCUACUUCAACCACCUUUGUACAUAGAUUUGAUUCAGAACACGUGAA